CUCCGAAAGGCUCCCUUGUAGCAAUCGUGGCCCCAUCUCCUCCACCGCCGGUGACGCCAUGGCUUCCUCGGCCGCAGCUGGUCGCCGCCUCCUACUCCUCCGCCACCACCACCUUCUCCCGAGACGCUACAUCUCUUCCUCAUCCGCAGCCGAUAGUCUCGACGAUGGCGGCGGCGGCGGCCGCCUCAAGAUCUUCGACCGCGACCUGAAGCGCCGGCACCGGGACCGCGCAGCGUGGGCGAUGCGGGAGACUGACGGGUUCGUGGAUGCCGUCGCAGAGAACCUCCUAGACCGCCUGGAGGACUGCAGGAAGGCGUUCCCCUCCGCGCUCUGCUUCGGGGGUUCUGCCGGUCCCGUUCGCCGCUUGCUCCGCGGCCGCGGUGGAAUUGAGAAGCUGAUCAUGAUGGACAUGUCGGCCGACAUGGUGAGGAAGUGGCGAGAGUCAGAGAAUGCUACCGACGACGGACCAGAGACGCACUUUGUUGUCGGUGAUGAGGAGUUCCUUCCGAUCAAAGAGAGCUCACAGGAUUUGAUAAUAAGCUGUCUUGGGCUUCAUUGGACAAAUGAUCUUCCUGGAGCAAUGAUACAGUGUAGGCUGGCGUUGAAACCUGAUGGCCUUUUUCUCGCUGCAAUUCUUGGUGGAGAAACACUGAAGGAGCUUAGAAUUGCAUGCACCAUUGCACAAAUGGAACGAGAGGGGGGCAUCAGUCCUCGAAUGUCACCUUUAGCACAAGUCCGUGAUGCAGGAAACCUUUUGACAAGGGCAGGCUUCACCCUUCCAGGAGUUGAUGUUGAUCAGUAUACUGUUAAAUACAACAGUGCUUUGGAACUUGUUGAACAUCUUAGAGCAAUGGGGGAAACAAAUGCUCUGUUUCAAAGAAAUCCUGUGUUAAAAAGGGAUACAGCCUUGGCGACCGCAGCAAUUUACCAGUCAAUGUUUGGGUUAGAGGACGGAUCUAUUCCAGCAACCUUUCAAGUAAUUUACAUGACUGGCUGGAGGGAGCAUCCAUCACAACAAAAGGCUAAGAGAAGGGGUUCCGCGACCAUAUCAUUUAGUGACAUACAGAAACAAUUUGCUCCCAGUGAGAACUGAGCUUUGCUGCUUCAAAAUGGCAGUGUUCCCUAACCCCUUGAUCUAAAAAAAAAAAAUACAUGGGGAAAGAAAAGAAAUCUUCCAAGAGCUCCACCCUGAAGCUUCAUAUUUCUGAGGGAGUGAGGGUUCACAUUUGCAGAAAGCAAGUGCGCUUCUGUUGGUUGUACCAAUUUUCUGUGGGAAAUCACUUAAUCUGUAUCAACCAUGAUCCUGCUGCGAAUAGUCAGUGCAUGGAGAACCGAUGUUGCCUGUUGUAUGUAGGUUCAUACUGAAUUUGAGGAAACCCAGAACAUGUGAAACGUUACGAGACACUACCACUGUUAUUGUCGUGACUUAAACAGUUUCCCUGCGGCGUCCAAAAAUUACGAGACACUACUACUGUUAUUGUGGUAUAUCUGUGAGUACAAAGAACAAACUUGGAACUUCAUUUACUCCCUU
Molecule: messenger RNA, 1531 nt
Organism: Panicum hallii
Lineage: Eukaryota; Viridiplantae; Streptophyta; Magnoliopsida; Poales; Poaceae
Product: putative methyltransferase At1g22800, mitochondrial
Exons: 10
Coding region: 59-1093 (344 amino acids)
Biological process (GO): mitochondrial respiratory chain complex I assembly
Cellular component (GO): mitochondrion
Molecular function (GO): S-adenosylmethionine-dependent methyltransferase activity
Source: RefSeq, a predicted model, not a curated record